Molecule: messenger RNA, 1137 nt
Organism: Dermatophagoides pteronyssinus (European house dust mite)
Lineage: Eukaryota; Metazoa; Arthropoda; Arachnida; Sarcoptiformes; Pyroglyphidae
Gene: Rad1
Product: Radiation insensitive 1
Biological process (GO): DNA repair; DNA damage checkpoint signaling
Cellular component (GO): checkpoint clamp complex
Source: RefSeq, a predicted model, not a curated record
UUUUUCAAUGUUUUGGAUUUCGCGCUUUUCGAUUCUUUCUUUAUUUUUCAUUUUUGAUUUGAUUUUUAUUUUCAAAAUUUAAUUUAAUUUGGUUUUUCUGUUUUGAUUGUUGAUUAUAAUCAUGUCAUCGAACAAUACAUCGGAAUUUUCUUCAACACAAGAAAGUCAACAAUCAUCAUCAUCAUCACAACGUAUUACAUUAUUUUCUGGUGAAAUACAAAAUACAAAAUUCUUAUCACCAGUAUUAAAAUCGAUUAAUAUUGAUAAAUUUAUACAAAUAAUUGUAACCGAAUGUGGUAUAAAAUUUAUCUGUGAAAAUUAUCAAACAAUACAGGCAACAACAUUUAUUGAUCGUAAUUUAUUUGUUAAAUAUCAUAUGGAAAAUGAAAAAACACCACAAACAAUACGUAUUUUGACCACUGAGUUAUUACAUGUUUUAUCAUUUUUAUUAACAAAACAAAGUAAUCGUUAUCAACAACAACAACAACAACAAUCAAAAUCAUCUUUAAUAAUCAAAUAUGAUAAUGAUAAACGUUUAAAAUUGAAAAUAAUAUCAAAUGAUCGAUUAUUUAAAAGCUCAAUACAAACAUUAGAUACUAUUAAUAUUAAUGUUUGGACAAUGGCAUUUGUUAAUCGUAUUACAUUAGAUGCAUCAGUAUUGAAAGAUUUUUGGAAAUUUGCCAAUACAAAUGCCGAUUCUAUUUCAAUUGAAAUGAAUAAUGAUGAACCAUGGUUUUUGAUGAGUACAAAAUCACAAUUUAGAGAAUUUUCACAACAAAUUGAUGCAUCAUCAACUCAUAUUGAACAUUAUGAAUGUACUGUACCAUCGAUUAAUCAUUAUCAAAUGAAAUCAAUAAAAUAUACUGUACGACCAUUAAUGUUAGCCGAUAAGAUUAAUAUUCGUUUUAGUUCAGCUGGUUUGCUUAAUAUGCAAUUUUUUAUACCAAUCGAUUCGGUAAUCGAUGAUAGUCAUUUUGAUGAUGGUGAUGGUCUACAACAACAACAACAACAACAAAGACAAAUAAUUCAUUCAACAACAACUGCAUCCGAUUCUCAACGAUGUUUUGUCGAAUUCUUUAUAAUACCAAUUAUAUAAUUAUUAUAAUGUAAAAUUUUUAAAAUUAAUUUAAUUCAAUU